Messenger RNA from Mycena citricolor, 573 nucleotides. Lineage: Eukaryota; Fungi; Basidiomycota; Agaricomycetes; Agaricales; Mycenaceae. The record is from the annotation of a GenBank genome assembly.
CUCACAUUCCCCCAUCCGCCCUAGCCCUCGUCGAACAUAAGGAUAACGCCUGACAUUCUCGCGACCCUUAUCGGCUUCUCCUACCCGCCCACCACACGCAUUCCGCUGCACAAUUCGCUCUCUGAGUACGCUUCGAGAACAAUCUCGCGACUCACUCGACCAGCCCCUCGUCUUACGCUGAGCAAUCGCGUCGACUCACCCGACAUCCCCCACUAGAAAACCGCUUGUACCUCAGUCAAACACAAACCAAUGGCCCUCACGAACCCGCCUUCCCCUGCUGCUUCCGACGGUUCUUCCAACUCCGUCUCCAGUGGACCUCCGCGCACGCCGGAAUCCGCAGAGCACCCUCCACUCAAGUCCGAGUCCCAUAACGCCGGUGGAGUCAAGCGCACCUCCAAACCUAAUCGCCGUGCAAACACCGCCGAGCGGCGUGCCACGCACAACGCUGUCGAACGUCAGCGCAGAGAGACGCUGAAUGGAAGGUUUCUGGUUAGCCUGUUCGGUUCUGACUGGCGUUAUUGAUGCUCAUCUACUUUCCCCCCCUCUCCCAGGACCUCGCCGGGCUACUUCCCA